This is a messenger RNA of Guillardia theta CCMP2712, 764 nucleotides long. RefSeq lists its product as hypothetical. The transcript has a single exon. The coding region runs from base 101 to 403 and encodes 100 amino acids. The record is from RefSeq and is a predicted model, not a curated record. NCBI's taxonomy places the organism in Eukaryota, Cryptophyceae, Pyrenomonadales, Geminigeraceae.
UCGAAAGACAGGUGAAGUAGUUUGAUGGGAAAACCACACCUUUUUCUCUUACUCAUGUCAACAGCUACACUCUUGAAGAAACUCAAGAGUUUAGAUCGGAAUGCAGUUCAGGUAUCAUUUCAAUGCUGAUGCCAUGUUUGUAAGGAAACCCCCGCAGCCGGAAGCGACGAAUGUGACUGCAGCUCUUGCUGCCGAGCCUAAAGAACCUCAGGAACUUGCGGGAGCGGCAGCAAAUGACUCGGCAGAAGCCCCUCAAGCCGAUGCUCCUCCGGCAGAAGCUCCGGCAGAAGCUCCUCCAGCAGACGCUCCAGCACAGGCUCCGGCAGAGGCUCCAUCAGACCCUCCAGCAGAAGCUCCAGGUACCCCGAUAACGUUGACUGUAAGAUGCUUGACGCGCGUGUAGAUGCGAUGGAUGUCUCGACGGAGGGAGGUCAGGAGCUAUGCUCUCCUUUCCGUGCUGCCUGUGACUCUCUUCCAGGCGCAUCGUGAGCUCAUCAAGGACCAGAGGAGCAACGAGUUUGACAUCGGCCGUUAGCCCGUCUGUCUGUCGUAGUUGGAGUAAGGAUGGGAUAAACAAUGGAAUGAAAGUGAGGGAUAAGCUCGAUUGACUCGUUACGGUCAGCUGCCGUCCUGGUUGUCACGUCCUGCACCUGUGUGAAUGAUCUCGAUGUCCGGCAGUCUGAUCAGCCGCUCAAACGGCAGCCGACGAGCAUGAGCCCGCCUCGUCUCUGCCAGCCAGGAGCAGAACAUGCGCGAGAGCACCU